AUGUUUAUUUUUGUGGCUAAUAAAGAAAUUGCAUUUGAUAAUUUCAAAGUUCUUUUAUUCAAAGUUCAUGGUCAAUUAUAUGCAACUUCUCAUAAAUGUACACAUUAUGGGGCACCUUUAAUGACUGGAGUUUUCUCAAGUGAUGGACAAUCGCCACCAUCUGAUACUAAUAAUGUUGUUUUAAUUAUUGGUGGUGGUGCUGCUGGUAAUGCUGCAGCUGAAAAGCUUCGAGAGAUCAUUGUAGUUAGUCGUGAACCACAUUUACCAAUUGACAGACCAAAACUUAGUAAAUCCCUUGGAAUGCGUCUUGAAAGAAUAGAAAUCAGAAAUAAAGAAUUUUAUGAUGGAUUAUUUAUUACUUUUAAAUUAGGAACGACUGUUACCGCGGUAGAUACUGUAAAUAAAAUUGUUAUUCUUAAUAAUAAUGAAAAAUUGAAAUAUAAUAAACUUAUUAUCGCUACUGGAGCUGAUCCACGAUCUAUUCCAGUUCCAGGAAUUGAAUUUAGUAAUGUCUUUUUUCUUCGUACAUAUAGUGAUUAUGAAAAAAUUGAGAACGCUGUUGGAAAAAAAGAAAGAAAAGAUUUAGUAAUUAUUGGAUCAUCAUUUAUUGGAAUGGAAGUUGCAGCCAUGUGUACUAAAAAAGCUAAUGUAUCAGUUAUUGGAAUGGAAAAGGUUCCAUUUGAAAGAAUUCUUGGACAUGAAAUAGGAGCAGCACUUAAAAAAUUGUAUGAAUCAAAUGGUGUUAAAUUUUAUUUACAGGCAGAUGUAAAAGAAAUUCAACCUUCUGAAACCGAUCCGACCAGAGCAGGAUCAGUGUUAUUAGACGGUGGAAAGAAAAUAUAUGCAGAUUUUAUUGUUAUGGGAACAGGUGUAAAACCAGCAACUGAAUUCUUAAAAGAUUCUCCUGGAUUUAAUUUACAAAGAGAUGGAAGUCUUAAUGUUGAUGAACAAUUUAAAGUUGAAGGAUUGGAAGAUGUUUUUGCAAUUGGUGAUAUUGCAAGAUUCCCUUAUCAUAUUACUGGAGAAACACUUCGCAUUGAACAUUGGUCAUUCGCUGAGAAUACCGGAAGAGGAGUUGCAGCAGUUAUAACCAAUACUAACAUCAAACCAUUUAAAAAGACUCCAUAUUUUUGGAGUAAUCAAUUAGGUAAAGGUAUACGUUUUGCAGGUUACGCUAGUAGUUAUGAUGAUAUUAUUAUACAAGGAAGUUUGGAAGAAUUAAAAUUUGCUGCUUAUUAUGCUCGUGGAGAUAAAAUUCUAGCAGUUUGUACAAUUUCUAAAGAUCCAUGGGCUUCUCAUUGUUCUGAAUUGGAUCCAAUUGAAGUUCCUUUGACAGAAUAA
Molecule: messenger RNA, 1341 nt
Organism: Diversispora eburnea
Lineage: Eukaryota; Fungi; Glomeromycota; Glomeromycetes; Diversisporales; Diversisporaceae
Source: the annotation of a GenBank genome assembly